Molecule: messenger RNA, 1006 nt
Organism: Lecanosticta acicola
Lineage: Eukaryota; Fungi; Ascomycota; Dothideomycetes; Mycosphaerellales; Mycosphaerellaceae
Source: the annotation of a GenBank genome assembly
AUGGCAUCCUCCUCCUUCCCCAUCUCCCCCAAUCCCCCAGUCCCCGCCUACCGCGCCUCCCCCAACUCCCCCCUACACCCCAACAAGCCCCUCUACGACUCCAUCGCCGCCGCCCCGCGCCGCCUGACCUCCACCGCCUUCACCCUACCCCCCCGCUCCGGCCGCGCAUGGCACGCCCCCAAGGGCAGCAUCGUGCGAAUUUCCACCCCCGAAGGCGCGCAGGUCGGCGAUUUGAACGUCUGGAACGCGCAGAACCCGCGCGAGCGCUUCUGGGCGGCGCGCACAAGGCAGUUACACGCUUCGCAUGUGAGUAUCUAUGAUCGGUUGUGGAGCUGUUUGCCGUAUUUGCGGCCGAUGUGUACGAUUGUGGGGGAUUCGCUGGGCGGGGGUGGGGAUGGGGGGUAUGGGGUUGAUAAGUGGGGAGGGAGGUGUCAUGAUUUGUUGGGGACGCGGUGUGAUCCGUAGGUCUUCUUCUCUCUCCCCUUUACCUCUUGAUUGAUUUUUUUUUUUAAUUAUUGAUGGAUGGCUAAUGGAUGUGUACAAAAGCUACGUCAACACCCUCCUCUCGGGCGACACGUACGACUUCCACUGCCACUCGAACCUGCUCCGCGCCGUGACGCCCUACGGCCUGACGGAACCGGACAUCCACGACGUGCUCAACGUCUUCCAGGUCACGGGCCUGGACGCGGACGGCAAGUAUUUCAUGUCCACGAGCCCGGCGCGCAGGGGCGACUAUAUCGAAUUCUUCGCCGAGCAGGACCUGCUCAUGGCGCUGUCGACGUGUCCCGGCGGGGAUCUGUCGGCGUGGGGGUGGGGCGAGGGCGGGGGCGGAGAGGAGGGGAAGGGAAAGGCGAUGGAGGAGUGUUGUCGGCCGUUGCGGGUGGAAGUGUUUCGGUUGGUGGAGGAGGGGGAGGUUUUGAGGGAGUGGAGGGAGCCCGAGAGGGCGGGUUAUCGGGGGUUGCAUGGGAUGCGUGUGCCGUUGGGGGAGGCGGAGGCAGAGGCGUAG